AUGCCGUCGCCACAGACGAAAGCCAUGGGCGUGGUGGACAAGCUCAGCUACGAGAUCUUCUCCCUUCUCGAGAGCAAGUUCCUCUUCGGCGCCGGCGCCGGCACGCCGGCCAGAGCAUUUCUUGACGGUGGGCGCGUGCGGAUGCUGUCCAUCGACGGCUGCGGCGCAGGCGGCGCCGAGGACGCGCUCCUGGCGGCCGCGGCGCUCGCGAGGCUCGAGUCCGGGCUGCAGGAGCAGGCCGGGGACCCCGACGCGCGCGUGGCCGACUUCUUCGACGUGGCCGCGGGCGCCGGCGCGGGGGCCGUGCUGGCCGCGAUGCUGUUCCUCAGGGGCGCCGACGGGCGGCCGCGGUACACUGCGCAGGAGGCGCUCGCGUUCGUCGCCAGCAGCGUCGGGAGGAAGGAGAAGGGCUGGGGCGGUCAGCGCGGGCGGUGGGCGAAGCUCUUCCGCGGCGCCCGUAGCGGCGGCGGCGACCGCAUGCUCCGCCGGGUGUUCGGCGACGCGACGCUCAGGGACACAGUGGCGCCGCUCCUCGUGCCGUGCUACGACCUCGCCACGGCCGCGCCGUUCGUGUUCUCGCGCGCCGACGCCGUCGAGAGCGACAGCCUCGACUUCCGCCUCCGCGACGUCUGCGCUGCUACCUGCGCCGACCGUGGCGCGCUCGCCGACGUGAGGUCCGUCGACGGCCUCACGGCCAUCGCCGCGGCGUGCGCGGGCGUGGCGGCCAUGGGCAACCCGGCCGCCGCCGCCGUUACGCACGUGCUGCACAACAAGCUGGAGUUCCCGCUCGCCACCAGCGUCGAGGACAUCCUCGUCUUCUCCAUCGGCACCGGCUCGUCCACCACCGUCUCUAGCGGGCCGAAGCCGAACACGCCAGUGCCGCCCACACGCGCACCGUCACCGCGCGAGCUUGCACGCGUCACCGCCGAGGGUGUGGCGGACAUGGCCGGCAGGAAACCGGCGCCUCUCCACGCGGAGACGGCGGCCGCUGCCGCAGAGACGAUGCUGGCGCAGCGGAACGUGGAAUCGGUGCUAUUCCGCGGGCGGAGGCUGUCGGAGCGGACGAACGCCGAGAAAGUGGACACGCUGGUCGCGGAGCUGGUCAAGGAGCAGGAGCGCCGGAGGAGCAGCCCGUUCCCUAAUGUGGCCAUCAAGCAGGUUGCUACGCCGCGGCUGUCGUCGGCGACCACCGCAUCGUCGGGCGUCGUGGGAUUCUCGCCGAUAGUCGAGUUAAUUUAG
Molecule: messenger RNA, 1239 nt
Organism: Miscanthus lutarioriparius
Lineage: Eukaryota; Viridiplantae; Streptophyta; Magnoliopsida; Poales; Poaceae
Source: the annotation of a GenBank genome assembly